Colletotrichum chrysophilum is the source of this 705-nucleotide messenger RNA. RefSeq lists its product as uncharacterized. NCBI's taxonomy places the organism in Eukaryota, Fungi, Ascomycota, Sordariomycetes, Glomerellales, Glomerellaceae. The coding region runs from base 1 to 705 and encodes 234 amino acids. The record is from RefSeq and is a predicted model, not a curated record. The transcript is spliced from 2 exons.
AUGGCGUUCCUCCUCCAGUACUAUCGCGUCCUAGCUUCGGGCCACAUGCGGAAAUUCUACAUUGCUGCUAUGGUCCUCGUGACAGCCUGGGGAGUCUCUGUUGUCAUCAUGUCGCUGGCAUUUUGCACACCCAUCGCUGGGUUCUGGGACCACAGCAUUCCUGCGAAGUGCCUGUCCCAGCAGGUUCUCUAUUAUGUCUUCGGAGCUUGCAGCAUCAUCACCGACGUCAUCAUCUUCUUGCUUCCAUUGCCAGCCCUGAUGAAGCUUCAGCUCCCUCGUUCUCAAAAAUGGUACCUGUUGGGGAUCUUUAGUCUUGGAUUCUUCAUCGUCGCCAUCUCUGUCUUCCGUCUGCAGUUCCUCAACAUCCAAGCAGACUUCACGUACUGGAACGUAAAACCCGCGCUAUGGUCAAUGGGCGAAUUGUCGGCAGCCAUGGUGUGCCUCUGCCUCCCUCCCCUCAAGGCCCUCCUCGCCAGGAUGGGUCUGGUCGUCGCCACCAGACAGGCUGUGUCAUCGAACAACCGGAACAGCCGCAACUUUGGGCCCGCGCCAGCGAGUGUGGCGCAGUCUGCCACUGGCAAAACACUGGAAACUAGCCAGACCAACUCCCCUGGGGAGAAGCCGUCGGCUUUUGGAAACUUCGUCGUGGAGACUGAGAGAGAUCGCAGCGAGCAGAGUACAUCAUCUUCAUUGCCUCCUGUAUGA